AGGGAGCCAACAUGAAGGAUAAUGUGGCAUCCACAGUUGUUUUCAUGCUGCUGCUUUUUCUCAACAUCAGACUCCUGAAUGGAGAGUCACCUCCUGGAAAACCUACUAUCUUUAAAUGUCGUUCUCCUGAGAAGGAAACAUUCACCUGCUGGUGGAGUCCUGGGACAGACGGAGGACUGCCUACCAAUUACACACUGACUUACCACAAGGAAGGAGAGACCAUCACCCAUGAAUGUCCAGACUACAAAACCAGUGGCCCCAACUCCUGUUACUUUAGCAAAAAGCACACCUCUAUAUGGACAAUAUACAUCAUGACAGUAAAUGCCACCAACAAGAUGGGAAGCAGUACCUCGGAUCCACGCUAUGUGGAUGUGACUUAUAUAGUUGAACCAGACCCUCCUGAGAACCUGACAUUGGAAGUGAAACAGCCAGAAGACAGAAAACCAUAUCUGUGGAUAAAGUGGUUCCCACCCAGCCUGGUUGACGUAAGAUCUGGUUGGCUCACACUACAGUAUGAAAUUCGAUUAAAACCUGAGAAAGCAGCUGAGUGGGAGACCCAUUUUGCAGGGCAACAGACACAAUUUAAGAUUCUCAGCUUAUAUCCAGGACAGAAAUACCUUGUCCAGGUUCGCUGCAAACCAGAUCAUGGAUUCUGGAGUAAGUGGAGUCAAGAGAGCUCCAUUCAGAUACCCAGUGACUUCACCAUGAAAGACACAACGGUUUGGAUCUUUGUGGCUGUUCUUUCUGCUGUCAUCUGUUUGAUUAUGGUCUGGGCAGUGGCUUUGAAGGGCUAUAGCAUGAUGACCUGCAUCUUUCCACCGGUUCCCGGGCCAAAAAUAAAAGGAUUUGAUACUCAUCUGUUGGAGAAGGGCAAGUCUGAAGAACUCCUGAGUGCCUUGGGAUGCCAAGACUUUCCCCCCACUUCUGACUGUGAGGACUUGCUGGUGGAGUUUUUAGAAGUAGAUGACAGUGAGGACCAGCAGCUAAUGCCAGCACAUUCGAAAGAACACCCAGGUCAAGGUGUGAAGCCCUCACACCUAGAUCCUGACAAUGAUUCUGGCCGGGGAAGCUGUGACAGCCCUUCCCUUUUGUCGGAAAAGUGUGAGGAACCCCGGGCCAACCCCGCAACUUUCCACACUCCUAAGGUCAUUGAGCAGCCUGAGAAUCCCAAAACAAAUAUUCCCUUCACCUGUGACCCCCACAGCAUAAGUAUGGAAGGCAAAAUCCACUACUAUCAUGCUGGUGGAUCCAAAUCUUCAACCUGGCCUUUACCACAGGCUGCCCAGCACAACCCCAAGUCUCCUUACCACAGCAUUGAUGAUAUGUGUAAACUGGCUGUGGACCCUGCAGGUGCACUGGCCAUGUUGUUGGACAAAGCAGGCAAAGAUGCUUUACGAUCCUCUAAAACCAUUGAGACUGGAGGGGAGGAAAAGGAAGACAAGCAGAAGGAGAUGGAAAAGUUCCAUUCCAAGACUGAGCAAGGCACAGCCUGGCUGCUGCCCCAGGAAAAAGCCCACUUUAUCUCUGCUAAACCCCUGGAUUAUGUGGAGAUUCACAAGGUCAACAAAGAUGGAGCUCUGUCAUUGCUGCCAAAACAGAAAGAGAACAGUGACCAGACAGAGAAGCCCGGGGCUCUUGAAACCAGUAAGGAGUAUGCCAAAGUUUCCAGGGUUAUGGAUAACAACAUCCUGGUGUUAGUGCCAGACCCACAUGCUCAAAGCAUGGCUUUGUUUGAAGCAUCGGUCAAGGAAGCUCCGCCAUCAUAUCAGCAGAAUCAAGCUGAGAAAGACCUGGCCUGCUUCACAGCAACACCAAGCAACUGCAGACACCCCCAGGGCGGGCUGGAUUACCUGGAUCCUGCAUGCUUCACGCACUCCUUUCAUUGA
Marmota flaviventris (yellow-bellied marmot) is the source of this 1886-nucleotide messenger RNA. RefSeq names its product prolactin receptor (gene Prlr). Lineage: Eukaryota; Metazoa; Chordata; Mammalia; Rodentia; Sciuridae. Gene Ontology annotation, cellular component: signaling receptor complex; mitochondrion; external side of plasma membrane. Gene Ontology annotation, molecular function: L-alanine:glyoxylate transaminase activity; pyridoxal phosphate binding; peptide hormone binding. Gene Ontology annotation, biological process: cytokine-mediated signaling pathway; glyoxylate catabolic process; positive regulation of cell population proliferation. The record is from RefSeq and is a predicted model, not a curated record.